Messenger RNA from Monopterus albus (swamp eel), 3331 nucleotides. It is a transcript of the gene cracr2aa, whose product is annotated as calcium release activated channel regulator 2Aa. The coding region runs from base 343 to 2505 and encodes 720 amino acids. The transcript is spliced from 18 exons. The record is from RefSeq and is a predicted model, not a curated record. Gene Ontology annotation, molecular function: GTPase activity; GTP binding; calcium ion binding. NCBI's taxonomy places the organism in Eukaryota, Metazoa, Chordata, Actinopteri, Synbranchiformes, Synbranchidae.
GCUCCGCCUUCCUAGUGUGCCGCGUCAGUGCUCAGUCAGAUUCCUGCACACACACGCUAGUUGACACUUGUAAACAGUGAACUUCUCUUAAAGCGGAUAAGGCGAUACAGAGCAAGUCAAUGAAUUUCUUCAAGCUGAAUUUCAUUUUUCAUUCACCGGUUUCAUCGACUAAUUAAAGAGAUGGUUGCUAAGUGAUGACAAGCGGUGACAUUGGUGAAUGCCUCUGAUAUACAGCCUGAAGCUCGACUUCUCUACGAUCUCUUUGCUCCACACUUCUGUCUGUGCCUGGCUCAUGUGAAGGACACAGGAAAACGCUCUUAUAUCAACAGACUCACAAAUACCAUGGCAACUUUUACUGCUUCUUGUGCCAACACCAGUACCUCGACCAGCAGGGUAGCCCGAACUGCAUGGAAAAGGCAAGGAAACAGUGAGGAGGGGACAUAUGGGGAGGACGACAUGGGACAAAACACUAUCUUGGAGAAGACCCACGAAUUCUUCCAGAUCUGUGACAUUGAGAACAAGGGCUUCAUCACCCAGCGUGACAUGCAGAGGCUGAACGGUGAGCUCCCUCUCAGUGCAGAAGAGUUGGAGAAUGUCUUCGAUACCCUUGAUACUGAUAAAAAUGGAUACCUUACCCUGGACGAGUUCUCCUCAGGCUUUAGUGAGUUUUUAUUCGGCCGGAAGGUUUCUGUAGUGGAAGGCAUAGAGGAGAAGAAUCCCUGUGAGAGCCCGCCAGAGGUUCUGUACCAGAGCUUGGCAAGAGAAGACGAGGAUGAAGAAGAGAAACACUUUUGCAUGCUUAUGGAGCGCCUUGGAGCCAACAGUGUAUUUGAAGAUCCUGCUGAGGUGCGCAGUUUGUGGGCUCAGCUGCGUCGAGAUGAACCACACCUUUUAUCAAACUUUGAGGACCUCUUGGCCAGAGUGACAUUCCAAAUCCUAGAAGCUGACCAGGAGAAGAGGGCUAUAGAGAGUGCUCUGAAAAGGAAAACGGCCACAUAUGAUGAUGAGAUCCAGCGCCUGUAUGAAGAAAUGGAACAACAAAUAAAAACAGAAAAAGACAAAAUUGUGCUGCAGGACCAUGAGCAAUUUUUGUCUCGGAGUCAAGACCUGGAGCUGCAGCUGUCCAGCAAAGAGAAUGAACUGGACCAGCUCUUCCUGAAACAGAGAAAGUUGGAGCGUCAGUGUCAGGAUCUUCACAGUGAACAACAUAUGACUAAAGAGGAGAAUGAGAAGCUGAAGCAAACGAAUGAUGAGUUAGCACGGGAGCUGGAGCACACUAGCCAUGAGCUGAUCUUGGCACAGGAGCAGCUGAGUCAGCUGGAGGAACAGUCCACACGGCUUCAUGAGGAGAAGGAGAUGGAAAUCUACAGACUGACUGAGGGACUGCAGCGAGAGCGUGCAAGCCUCCUCAAACAACUGGACCUGUUGAGGGAAAUGAACAAACAUUUAAGGGAUGAGAAGGACAUGUGCCAGCAGAAUCCAGGGAAUUUUAAGAAACCGCCAUAUUUGACGCAGAGACCUUUAGUCAGUGUUGUGAAACAGACAACCCCAAAUGUCUUCAAAAGUGAGGAUGAGGAGGAGCUGACCUCCAUCUGUGACAGGCAGAACCUAGCCAAUGGGUCGUGCCAGCCGUCUUACCCAGCAGGGGCAAGAGGGCACCUCCAGAGGAUCAUCUCCAUUGAGGAAGACCCCCUCCCACAAUCGCUGCAGAAAGACUGUCGUGCUCAAUCCCCUCUUCAAGAGUGCAGUGAAGAGGAAGCGUCUGACAGUGAAGAGAAUAUGGACUUGGUAAUGAGUGGUAUUUAUCCAUCCUCUGCCCAGCAACAACAGUCAAAGAGCAAUGUGGAGAACAGAGAAACCCCUACAUCUCCGAGAGGUCAGCCUGUUGGCAAGGAGACCAGCAUAAAUGAAGAAGGCAGUCCCUCACCACCUGACCGCCUCUUCAAGAUUGUUCUGGUUGGGAACUCUAGUGUGGGAAAGACCUCCCUUCUUCAACGUUUUUGUGUUGACAGCUUCCACGCAGGCACUUCUGCUACUGUGGGUGUAGACUACAGUGUAAAGACGAUAACAGUGGACAACAGCCAGGUGGCACUGCAGCUGUGGGAUACAGCAGGACAGGAGAGGUAUCGAAGCAUCACCAAACAGUUUUUUCGCAAAGCUGACGGUGUGGUCGUUAUGUAUGACAUCACAACUAAUCAGAGUUUCACCAGUGUCAGACAGUGGCUGACGAGUGUAAAGGAGAGUGCAGGUGAUGACAUCCCCAUCAUGCUUUUGGGAAACAAAACAGAUAAGGAGGUUGAGAGAGAAGUUCCAAGAAGACUGGGUGAAAGACUAGCCAAGGACUGCCAGAUGGCUUUCUAUGAGUGCAGUGCAUGCUCAGGAUACAACAUAGUGGAGUCCAUGGUUCAUUUAGCCAGAAUUCUGCAGGAACAAGAGGAUAGAGAGAAGGAAAAGACAGUGGAGCUGGUUGGCAGCCCCUCAGAGAAGAAGAAAUCCUGCUGCUAAGAAUGAAAUAGUAAACACACACAGUAUCACUACCCUUUAUGAACAUAUAAGGUGUGAUAGGGUGAACACCAGAAUAUAUAAUGUCAUGUAUCACAGAUGUUAUAGCACUCUUACAUAAAAAGUCUACUAUAUAUGAUUAUCCAAUGAUUAACUGUUAAUUUAUGAAGAUGUAGUAAAACUGUAAAAUAUAUAUACAUCAUAAAUGUUUAAGUGUUUCCUUUGAGGGUUAGAUAUAAAAAUAGCUGAACAAAUGUGUCCACUGUAAGUAAAUGUAGGAUUUUUCAGAAAUAUUUAUUUAGCUUUGAAAUCUGCCACAUUGGGCCUUUUACUGUAUAUUAAUAUGUUUGUUCAGUGUAAUGUGUAAUUUUUAGCAGUUUUGGCCCUUUGCCUUUUGUACAGGUCACAUAGACACAAUAAUAUGAAACUUAAUCCAUAAUUAAAUACCCUUGCAGUAAACACUAUCUCAAUGAAACUUGUGACAUCCAGUUUCUUUUGGCAUUAUGCCAAAGAGGUGUUAAUUUAAUUUAGUGAUUUUUUUUUUUUUUUUUUUUUUUUUUUUUUUUUUGGGGGGCCAGGAUGUUAGGUGGUGUUUUGUGGCAUCGCAGGAUACUGCACCAAUAUGUCCAUUUUUUCACCUGGUGAGCAAAGUAUAAAAAAACAAACAAAAAAAAAAACAAAAAAACAGAUGAAACGGUGCUUAAAAAAAAAGAGAAAAUGGUUAGUUUCAAAUGUGGAAAUGUAGUGUUGUUUUUGUUGUACUGUACAGGGGUUGCUAUGCUUCCUGAGCAUUUACUGUAGCUGGGAACUUUGCUCAGUUGUAUUGUAC